Danio aesculapii is the source of this 5911-nucleotide messenger RNA. It is a transcript of the gene dennd4c, whose product is annotated as DENN/MADD domain containing 4C. Gene Ontology annotation, cellular component: cytoplasmic vesicle. Gene Ontology annotation, biological process: regulation of Rab protein signal transduction. The coding region runs from base 224 to 5896 and encodes 1890 amino acids. The transcript is spliced from 32 exons. NCBI's taxonomy places the organism in Eukaryota, Metazoa, Chordata, Actinopteri, Cypriniformes, Danionidae. The record is from RefSeq and is a predicted model, not a curated record. Gene Ontology annotation, molecular function: protein binding.
CCCGAGAGCACACCAAAGUAACAAAACACAAACAUGGCGCCUAUUUGCUGCCGUACAGUCUAGCGCUCGACAGAGACAAAGUUUCCAGGAAUAAACACGGCGCGCUCGCACUAACUAGACGUUUAAUUUCCGCUCGAAACGGAGUGGACAGGCUGCAAGUUACAACUUGCCUACAUGUCAACGUGUUGUACUUUAGUGAUCUGAACAGCUGGUCUGUCCAGCCAUGAUUGAGGAUAAGGGUCACAGAGUGACAGACUACUUCGUUGUGGCUGGCCUGACAGACAAGUCUACACCACUAGAGCAGGAUAUAUCUGAAACCAAGUCCAGUGGGCCCAAGGCACCAAUCACAGACCUUGCUGUCAUCAACAAGUCUUCUGGAGAAACUGUGCCUGAAGGUUUCACAUGCAUUGAGAGCACGUACAGCGGUCAGCCGGCCAAUCUCAACCAUGGCAGCCUCAAGAGCCCAGAACUCUUCCUGUGUUACAAGAGGGGUCGUGGGAAGCCCCCGCUCAUUGACAUUGGGGUCCUGUAUGAAGGUAAAGAGCGCCUCAUUCAGGGUUGUGAGGUCAUAGAGGCCACACCGUUUGGCCGCUGUGCAAAUGUCAAUAACAGCUCUGCCACAUCCCAGCGCAUAUUCAUCACUUUCCGCCGAGCGCCUCCUGUCCAGCCCCAGAACUCACUGGCUGUGACAGACAUCUGCGUCAUCAUCACAAACAAGGGCGAGACUCCUCCUCAUACCUUCUGCAAGGUGGACAAGAACCUUAACUGUGGCAUGUGGGGAUCCAGCGUGUUUUUAUGCUACAAGAAGUCUGUGUCUUCUUCUAAUUCCAUUGCUUAUAAGGCUGGUCUGAUCUUUCGCUAUCCUGAGGAGGACUAUGAGUCAUUUCCCCUCUCUGAGUCUGUUCCCCUCUUUUGCCUGCCUAUGGGGGCCAAGAUUGAGUGCUGGGCUCCAAACACACGCUACCCUUUACCCGUCUUCUCCACAUUUGUCCUCACCAACUCCAAUGGAGAAAAGGUAUACGGAGCUGGAAUACAGUUUUAUGAGCCGUAUCCUGUGGACGGCCUCAGUGAGAAACAGAAAAUCCAGCUGGGUCUUGUCUCUGCUGUAGACAAGAAAGUCCUUCCCAACCGCACAGUCAACACCAACAAGUGCAUUUGCCUGCUGUCCCGCUGGCCUUUCUUCGAGGCCUUCAAAAAGUUCCUCAUGUUUCUUUAUAAGCUGUCGGCCAAUGGAAUCAGCCCUCUGCCCAUUGAGAAACAUAUAUCACAUUUCAUGCACAAUGUAUCCUUCCCAUCUCCUCAGAGGCCAAGAAUACUAGUUCAGCUGUCGGCACAUGACACCUUAAUCCUGUCCCAACCUGUUUGUACACCUUUACCACUGAGUGGAGCAGACUACAGUACACUGCUUAUGAAUCUAGGCCCAGAAAACUGUGCCACACUGCUUCACUUUGUCCUGCUGGAAAGUAAGAUCCUGUUGCACUCCCUUCGACCAGCUGUACUGACUGGAGUGGCUGAGGCUGUUGUGGCAAUGAUCUUUCCAUUCCAGUGGCAAUGUCCAUAUAUCCCUCUUUGCCCUCUGUCUCUGGCGGGGGUUCUCAAUGCACCAUGUCCCUUCAUUGUGGGUGUUGACUCAAGAUACUUCGACCUCUACGAUCCCCCUCCCGACGUAGUGUGUGUGGACUUGGACACCAACACUAUAUAUUUGUCUGAUGAGAAACGACACAGUAACUGGAAGAAUCUUCCAAAGAAGCCCUCCAAGAGUCUUAUCAGCUUCUUGGGAAGCUUGCAUCACCAGCUUGCCACUGUUCGGCGUACAGCCCCAGAAGGCUUGGCAGUGGAGAUGACCCCUAUCGAAGCUGACUUCACCUGGCAUAAGAAAAAGACUGAGCUGGAGAUGGAGAUUCAAGAAGUGUUCCUGCGCUUUAUGGCCUCCAUACUGAAGGGCUAUCGAACCUACCUCAAACCCAUCACACAAGCACCUUCUGAAAAAGCUACUGCUGCAGAUUCGCUCUACGACCUACAAGGAUUCCUGAAGAGCAGAGAUCGUGCUCAUCAGAAGUUCUACUCUCAGCUCACCAAGACUCAGAUCUUCAUCCGCUUCAUCGAGGAAUGUACUUUUGUCAGUGACAAAGACACCGGCCUGGCUUUCUUUGAUGACUGCAUUCGAAAACUUUUUCCUUCUGACAAAGGGACAGACAAGGGUACAAAGGUUGAAGGUGAAUUGUCUGAGGACACCAGGCUGAUGGAACUGGACGAGUCCCAGAAGAGUGAGCACACAGUCUUUGUCAUGCCUCCUGAACCCCCUUUGGAAGAUGGUGCUGACCCCCCUCCCAAAUACAGUUAUAAGAAUUUCCCUAGUUUACGGUUGGAGUUGUUUGAUCGUCCACUAGAACUGAGGCCAGCAUUAAGCACAAGAGCUGCAGGGUCCAGUGUGUCCAGCAGUCCUGCCCUGCUGGCCAAAAGAACAAAACAGGAAAUCAAAAUGGCCUACAAAUUAGCGAAGCGUUUCUACUCCAAUCCACCCCAGUGGGCAAAGUGUCUGAGUAGUCACUGCUAUAGUCUGUGGUUCAUCUGUCUUCCUGCUCGCAUGCGUACUGCACAGUCCAAACCCCGUGCCAUGCAGCAGGCCUUCAAUGUUCUGCUCAAGAUGAGGAGCUCUGAGGUGGAAGUGCUUGACGAGGUGUGUUACCGUGUGGUGAUGCAGUUAUGUGGUCUGUGGGAGAUGCCCGUCAUGGCUGUGCGUGUCUUAAUGGAGAUGAAAAAGGCUGGAGUUGAACCCAACGCUAUUACUUAUGGAUACUACAACAAGGCUGUUCUGGAAAGUCCUUGGCCAAGCCGCAACCGUAGCGGUCUUUUCAUGUGGACCAAAAUGAGAAACCUUGUGCGAGGAGUGGUGCAGUUUAAACAGGCAUUACGUGGGACCACUCUUCAAAGAGGACCUUCUCUGAAAAGCACAGGUACAGAGCUUUCAGCAAGUACAGCAGCAGUUUCUGAUGGAGACAGGCUAAGUCACGGAAGCGUAGACUGUAUUGUCGAGGAACACAUUCUCUUCUCCCACAGCCUUUUAGUUGAGGAUGUUCUUGACGGUCACUACAGUACAGCUGCUCAGUCUGAUCAGGGUUAUGGAUCUAAAGAUGAGUUACCACAGGAACAUACAGAAGAACCUGUAACCUCACCACCUCUGACUACCAACCACACCUGUAGUAGCAAAGAAACCAACACCCAAAAUGGACAAGAUAUUGCCAGUUCUGUGGACAGUGUUGUAGCUGUGACAGAGCCCCCUAGCCCUGCUGAAAUAGCACCAUGUGUAGCCAGCAUUGUAAAACCCUCAACUGAUAUUCCUGUCCACUUUGACCACACUGCAGGCAGGGGAGAAACUGCAGGUGUUUGCACAGGUAAGCUGUUCAUGCCCCGUAAAAAGAGUGAAGAUGUGGCCUUGUCUGUGGAGGAUGAUACCGUAACCACAGAUUCACAGCUUCUGCAGUCUGGACAGCAGCAAAGGGUAAAGGCCUUCAUGGAGCGCAGCUGCAGUUUUAGUGCAGAGAGCAAAGCUGGCAUGCUACAGAAAAAAAGCAGUCUGGAGCUCAGUGCUGAUCACAUGGGUGCGGAUGCAAAAAUUCUUGCAGCCGUGUUCUCCGGCAGCCAGUCUCCUCCUCCUUUUGCCACCAUGGCUCCAUUUAAAGAGUUCAAGGUGGAGGCUACACUAAGCCCUGCCCUCCAAGAGGAAGAACAUGAGGAUAAGCAGGAGACCAAACAUGAAUCCUUCACUUCUGCAGCAGAGGGAGUGGAGAAAAGUAUAAAGCGGGAUAAUGCAGCAACAGAAUCCAAUAGCAGUGAACGAGUUGGCCGAACCCCAGGCAGUGGCGUCUCCUCUUCUAAAGCUGUGGAGAGGGAGAAUGUCAAAAUGGGAGCAGAUCCACUCUCACUCUUUGCUUCGGAAACUGAAGACGCAACCUCCAUUCAGAGCCAGGAGUCCGCACGGACCUUUCCACCACUGGUGGCAAGGAAUCUUGCAGAUGAGAUUGAGAUGUACAUGAGCCUCCAGAGCCCCCUGACUGCUAGAUCUCCCAGCAUGGAGUUGCAACCGGGAUUAAACCCUGAAUCCAUAAACUGUCCAGACUCUCCAGCAAUUAAGCAGUCUUUAGAAAGAAGGUCAAGCCUUCCGAUUGGCCCAGUCAAAAUGGCCAGUUCAACAGAGAAUCCGAAACCUAGUCCUGCUGUCACCCGCUCAAAGACGUUUGCUGUCAAGUCCCCCAAGACCCCGGGCUCUGCAGGCCAGAGGUCGUCAUCGCUGACCGCACUGGUAAAAUCGUCACAGAGCAGCUCACUAGGCUCUGUCAUCAACUCCAUUUCAGGCAUCAAGAUGGACUCUCUUCUAGUGGGCCCCAAAGUAGAUAUGCUCAAAUCAGGCAUGAAGCAGGCAGCCAAUGUGGCCAGUAAGAUGUGGGAUGCAGUGGCUUCAGCCUACUCCUACUCAGAUGAUGAGGAGGAUAACUCAAAGCCCCAGUACAGUUUCCCAGCUAGGCUAGAAGAGCAGUUGUUAUCUGCUGAGGGAGAUGCGGAGAACACUUUACCCAGAGGCCUGAUGCCUAGUCUGGCCUCAAAUGGGCUCACGCACAGCAAUACCAGCCUGGGUAGCAGCAGUGGAAGCAGUGAUACCGGCCAGGCACACCUGUCAACUCCUUUGACUCCAGGUCGCUCAAUGAGAGGAGCGGACUCUGAGAGGUCUGAACAUAGUUCCUCUCAUCAUGCCAGCACCUCCAGCAUUUACCAAAAUUGUGCUUUGGAGGUUCUCAUGUCCAGCUGCUCUCAGUGUCGCUCUUGUGAGGCUCUAGUGUAUGAUGAGGAAAUCAUGGCGGGCUGGACGGCAGAUGACUCCAAUCUAAACUGCACCUGUCCUUUCUGUCAAACCACUUUUCUUCCUCUGCUACAUGUCGAGUUCCAGGACCUGCGUGCUACUCCAGGCUUCUACUUGAAGACGAGUACAUCAGGAGACAGUAUCCACAGCUCCACCACUCAACCAACCACUUCUGGCUCCUCAGAAGUGAAAGUGAGCUCUCCUAGUGACCGUUCAGACCUCAUGACCUUCGCAGAAUCUCCUGUGGACAGCAAGAGUCCUGUUGAGAUGCCUGUUGCUCAAACUGGAACCCCAAAGAUCCUUGUACCAGAACCUGCACAUUCAGACCCCCUUGGUCUCAUGGAGAGACAAGCUGAGAAACGCAACACAUUAACACGGAGCAACAGUAUGGGAGGACCACUGCAGAAUCUGGACUUGAUUCAACGACCCAAUCAUGGAAUAUCCACUAUUAGCCUUCCCAACAGCUUACAAGAGGUGUCGGACACGUUGGGUCAAAAGCGGCCCAACCCAAAACCAGUUUCUGUGCCGUAUCUCAGUCCACUGGUCCUGCGCAAAGAAUUGGAGUCGCUUUUAGAGAAUGAAGGGGAUCAGGUAAUCUAUACACAUAAGUUCCUCAGUCAGCACCCUAUCAUUUUCUGGAACCUGGUGUGGUAUUUUCGUCGUUUAGACCUGCCCAGCAUUCUGCCUGGACUCAUUCUCACUUCUGAACACUGCAACAAUGGAGUAAAGCUGCCGCAGACAUCUCUGUCUCAGGACAGCAAGCAGGUGUACGUGCAGCUGCUGUGGGAUAAUGUCAACUUGCAUCAGGAGCCCACUGAGCCCCUCUAUCAGCUCUGGAGGACCUUCUUGCAAAGGAAGGGAACUCUAGCCCCGACUGACCACCAGGAGACUCGGUCUUUGCUAAACAGCAUUGUACGCAGCAUUCAGAUGAAUGAUGUUUACAGCCCUAUCAAUAUGCUCCUCAGGGAGAUCAAGAAACAUCCAGAAGUGAAACGCCAGAGGUUGGUCACAUAUGCUGGAUUUUCAAUACAUGAUUAGUGCAGUCUUAAAUCC